GUCGCAUCCAGCUGUGGGGUCACGCUAUCGCUGUGGACUGGGCGGAGCCUGAGGUGGAGGUUGACGAGGAUACCAUGGCAACCGUCAAGAUCCUGUACGUGAGGAACCUGAUGCUGCAGACCACCGAGGAGACCAUCGAGAAGGAGUUCAACAGCCUCAAAGCAGGGGCGGUGGAACGGGUGAAGAAGAUCCGAGACUACGCCUUUGUCCAUUUCACCCAGAGGGAGGACGCCAUCAACGCCAUGAACGGCCUCAAUGGAAAGGUUCUGGACGGUUCUCCCAUUGAGGUGACGCUGGCCAAACCGGUGGACAAAGACAGCUAUGUCCGCUACACCAGGGGGACGGGGGGGCGGGGGGGGGCGCUGCUGCAGGCCGACUACCCCACCUACACCCUGGGACAGGUGUACGACCCAUCGGCGGCGUACCUGGGCGCCCCUGUCUUCUACGCCCCCCAGGCCUACGCUGCCAUUCCGGGGCAGUUCCGCUUCCCGGCAGCCAAAGCUCACGUCGGGGGGCGUGGCCUGAUCAGGACGCCGUCUGUCAGAGAAGUUUACAUGACUGUACCUGUAGGGGCUGCGGGGGUGCGGGGGCUGGGAGGGCGGGGCUACCUGGCCUACAACGCCGGGGGCGGAGCCUUGGGCAGAGGGGGCGGAGCCGGUGCCUCUUACAGUCUGAAGGCAGAUAAACAGGAGGCAGAGAAACUGUACGACCUGCUGCCGGGGAUGGAGCUGACCCCCAUGACCCCUGGACCAAUGAGCAUGAAGGGGGCGGGGCUGAAGCCGGCCACGCAGGUUCUGGAGGAGCUGUGUCAGAAGAACUCCUGGGGUCCUCCUGUGUACCAGCUCCACUCUGCCAUUGGACCGGACCAGCGCCAGCUCUUCCUCUAUAAGGUCACCAUUCCAGCUCUGGCCAAUCAGUACCCCAACGUACAUCCUUUCACCCCUGCAAAGCUAUGCAUUGCCGUAGACGAGGCCAAAGUGCACGCGGCUGAGCACACGCUGCAGACGCUGGGCGUGCAGACGGAGGGCGGAGCUGAGGCAGGCGUGGGCGUGGCCACAGUGGCGUCGGUGGCCUUCCCAGGUUACGCUCUGGCCAACCCAGCGGCGGCGGCAGCGGUGGCCUCUCAGCUGAAGGCGGCGGCGUCUCUGGGUCAGGACCUGAACGCCUACGCCGCCUACGACGGAUACCCCGCCUUCGCUGUGGCGACACGCCACAGCGACGGAUACGGCGUCUUCUAG
Messenger RNA from Sphaeramia orbicularis (orbiculate cardinalfish), 1238 nucleotides. It is a transcript of the gene a1cf, whose product is annotated as apobec1 complementation factor. Lineage: Eukaryota; Metazoa; Chordata; Actinopteri; Kurtiformes; Apogonidae. The annotation marks the transcript as partial. Gene Ontology annotation, molecular function: RNA binding. The record is from RefSeq and is a predicted model, not a curated record. The transcript is spliced from 8 exons.